AUGGACUUGAUGGAGAUGCCUUUUCUUCCUAAGGGCAGACCUCCCUCUGCCAACAUCACUGGUGACGAAGAAUGUAUCAAUCCUACCGAUCAACUGCCGCUGUACCAUUCCGACCGACGCCACAGCCGAUGCUUGAGUGCGGCAACCCGAAUUACAACAGUUCUCCUAGCUUCUUGGGGAUUCAUGUCCAUCUGCCUUCAAGUUUUUCACCUGAUUGGACUGCCUUCACCCAAAGCCGACGUAUACAGACCCGAAACCCUGGGACCUAUAAUGAACCUGUGUGACUGUGGGAGCAGCGUCCAAGAAGCUCUUUCUAAGCAUUGUGUGUACGAUUCACUGGCUACAGCUUGGUUACCCCCUCACUGCCGGGACGACGAACUGACGGUGGAGUUCGACCGAUCGGGUCCGAACUCCGAUGGGUCAUGGCCCUACUAUGCAGAUGCAAAUGGGACCAUCCCGAUUGGAAAGGCACAGAUUGCACUUCUUGGAGACAGCAAAGGUAGCUUCUGGAGCCUGAGAGACUGGCAUAUUGCACACUGCAUGUUCUACUGGGAAAAGUAUAUACGAAUGAGGGAAACGGGGGUGGUAAUGGAACGGAGGUUCGAUAGUGUCGCUCAUGCGCGGCAUUGCAGGCGACUGGUUAUGAACCCGACGAUGUUUCACAAACAGCUUUUGGAGGUGCCCGUGAUGAUGAGUUCAGGAAUUAAUGAAGUCAAAGAUGGACAUGAGCACGAACAUCAUCACGAGCAAGGGCAGACCUCGUAA
Molecule: messenger RNA, 765 nt
Organism: Penicillium robsamsonii
Lineage: Eukaryota; Fungi; Ascomycota; Eurotiomycetes; Eurotiales; Aspergillaceae
Exons: 1
Coding region: 1-765 (254 amino acids)
Source: RefSeq, a predicted model, not a curated record